This is a messenger RNA of Plasmopara halstedii, 528 nucleotides long. RefSeq names its product eukaryotic translation initiation factor 4e. Bases 1 to 528 code for a protein of 175 amino acids. Lineage: Eukaryota; Oomycota; Peronosporomycetes; Peronosporales; Peronosporaceae. Gene Ontology annotation, molecular function: RNA 7-methylguanosine cap binding; translation initiation factor activity. Gene Ontology annotation, biological process: translational initiation. Gene Ontology annotation, cellular component: eukaryotic translation initiation factor 4F complex. The record is from RefSeq and is a predicted model, not a curated record. The transcript has 5 exons.
AUGGCGUCGGGGGACGCCGAGAUGCACGAACUUAACGAGCCAUGGGCAAUAUGGGAGCAGCUUGAGGAAUUUUGGGGUUACUGGAAUAACAUCCCAUCACCCAGCCAGGUUCUGUUUGAUGGAUUCACCCGCAAGAAAUUUGCAGACCGCACAGUAGAAGGCUUUGCAGUGUUUAAAGAAGGCAUCGUUCCUGAGUGGGAGGACCCGGAGAAUAAGAAUGGUGGCGAGUGGUCAAUUCGAAAAGAUGUGGGGGCUCAAGAACUAGAUGAAUAUUGGGAAAGGUUAGUGCUUGGAGCCAUCGGAGAGUUGAUUGACCCAGGCAACGAAGUGACUGGCGUUCGUGUAGUUCAUAAGAAUAAUAAAAAAGACAAGAAGGACUCUGGCAAUAACUACCGGUAUGAAAUCUGGCUGCGGGGCUUAAGCCGUAUUAAGGCCGAUGAGAUUCGCAAUAGGACAUUGGAUGUGGUAAACUCCAACAACUCCGGCGCACCAUGGUUAUCAAAUGAGUUCUCGUACAAAAAACACUAA